AUGGAUGCGGCUGCUAUUGAACAGAUGGGCAGCGGAACGCAGAGCGAUGACGAUGACAUGAUGUCGUCGGGUGGUAGAGGGGUCGAUGGCGACGACACCGCUUCCUGGGACGGAGGAGAAGGACGUGAUUUCGGAGACGAAGACGAGGAGCACGGCACCGCAGGCAACGGCAGACGUGGGGGCGACGCUGACGGCGGCGAAGGCGAUGGGGCACCCCCGCAGAAGAGGGCGCGGGACGCCAAGUACGCGAUCCCCACCAUGGAGGAGGCGUCCCUGUUGAGGGAGACAGAGGGGAAGCUGUUCGAGGGCAACCUCUUGAGGCUGGAGGUGGAGGAGCUGCUGGGAGAGGUCAGGCUGGAUCACGGCAAGAAGAGCGUCAAGGCGUUGGAGAAAUGGCUCCACGUGCUGAAGGACACUCUGGAAGACCUACCACCUGCCACGGUGACGGAGGAAUCGCUAAGGCUGGCGGGCAUUCGGCUCGCCAACCACGUCCCUGGAAAGCCCGUAUCGCUGGAAUUCCAGCCCCCCGAGGCGGAUGGCUUCGACGUCGCCGGGAGUUUCUUGCUCCGUUCUCUGGCCAAGCCGAGCUUAAACGUCGACCUAGCUCUGCGCAUGCCUUCGGAGUGCAUCGUGUCGAGAGACUCGCUGAACCACCGGUACUUGGACAAGAGGGCUCUUUACGCAGGACACGUUGCGAAGACGGCGAUGGACGCUGCGGGGUCGUUGGGCAAGCUAGUCGACAAAGUGGAGCUGUCGUACUUGAAGGGAGACCCUAGGAAGCCGGUUGUGCUGCUGUACCCUUCUCUGAGCGUGUCGAAGAAGGGCAGUAAGAGCAGGGUCAAGCUAAAGGUCAAGCCGGGCACGGGGUUUGUGGUCCGGCUGUUGCCGUGCUGCGCGCGGAACGCCAUGGUGCCCGCUAGGCUUGCUCCCGGGAGGAACAACGUCAGGACCAGGGCGGCACUCGCAGAACUCGCGAGCAUGGAAGGCGGAGACGCAGUAGGAGGCGGGGGGGGGGAAGAGCUGGUGUCGUCCCUGUCUGCGACGCCGCACUACAACAGCGCCAUCCUGGAGGACAUGUGCAUGACGGAGCACCUCGCCGCCCUGCACGGCAUCUGCGGGGACUCUGAGGCGUUUCGCGAUGCCAUUAUCCUCGGAAAGGUGUGGCUCGGCCAGCACGGCAUGAGGACGUCCCACGACUCCAUGGGCAGCUACGAGUGGUCCAUGUUGCUGCUGCACCUCUCACAGACAAGGAGAGUAAACGCGCGGAUGGCCGCCUUGAGCAUGUUUCAGGUGGUGCUCAAGUUCAUCGCUGACGGCGAGCUGUCAAGCAAGUGUCUCACGGUGGACGUGUCGACCGGCGGACCCGACGAGCAAUCGCAAAGACGAGGAUUGACUCUGGAGGAAGAGAAGACUUUCAAGGACGCCUUUGCUGCCGUCAUGGUCGACACCUCGCUUGGCUUCAACGUGCUCGCGCGGUUGAGCUCGUCCGCUGUUGCGGAGUUGGAGAUGACCGCCAAGGCGUCGAUUGCGGUGCUCCAGGGCAGACCGGGGGCCGCGUUCCGGCGGCUUCUGAUGACGCGCACCACCCUGUGGAGGAAGUGUGACGCGUUUGUGCAGGUUCCGCUUGUCUCAGCCGAUGCCGACAACGGGAAGCGAUGGAAGGAGGCAGCGGCCACAGGCACCGACAUGGAGAAGCUAAGAGGGGAGGAAGAAGAGGGUUUGCUCGACAGGCCGCUGUGGCGCCACGUGUCCGACAGGGUUACGGGUAUCUUGAGGGAGGGGCUCGGGGACCGGUGCGUGUUGGCGAGGCCCCUGUGCGGGGUGGCUGGGGAAGCGGCUCACGACUUUCAAGGUAUACCGGGCCCGCGGGGAUGGCACCCACACAACCCCCCCCCGGCGAGUGUUGGAGGCGGGUCGGGAGAGGGUAAGAGAAAGAACCCCCCCCUGUUGACGGUGGGUCUAAUCGUCAACCCUACGUUUGCCGGGCGACUGGUCGACAAGGGUCCACCAGCAGAAGAUGGCCCUGCAGCGAGGAAGUUCCGCGACUUUUGGGGAGGCAAGAGCGAGCUCAGGAGGUUUAAGGAUGGGAGCAUCGUGGAGGCGGUGGUGUGGAAGGGGAAGGGGGCUCAGAGACAUCGCGUCAUCGAGCAGGUGGUGCGGCAUGUGCUAGGACGCCACGAUCCUCUGAGGUGUGCCGACUCUUCUUCCGCCAAGCAGAAGCAGCGUCGUGAUGGCCAUGCCGUUCGGUUCAGGGGGAACGAGCUGUUGGGCUUGGUGACCGUCGGCGGUUCUGAGGCGGUUUCGGCUGAGGACGACGACCUUACCCGGUCCGCGAUCAAGGCGUUGCAGCUCCUGCAGGAGAGGGCUAAGGCUGCCGAGGGCAUGCCGCUCAAGGUGGAGGCCCUGCAGGCGGCAUCUCCGCUGUUGAGGUACACCUCGCUCCUGCCCCCGGCGCCGCACCCACUGGCCAAUAGCCACGGGGAGUCCCCCGCUCCCCUCCCUUCCAAGGCCUCCAAGAUAUCCUCCCAGGUGGAGCCCAUGGAGGUACUGGUGCGGUUGGAGACCUCGAGCAAGUGGCCCGAUGACCUGGACGCCGUGCGUAGUACCGGGACCGCGUUUCUCAUCCGGCUGGCGCAGUGUCUUGAGAAAAAGUACAACUUGAGGUGCGUGGUGGGAAGGCGUUCGAUGGAUGUUCUCACGGCCGGCUACUGCUUCCGACUCAGGAUUGGCGGCGAGAGGGAGCUUUCGCUGCUAGGGAAGGACAAGAAGCCGGCCUUCGGCCUGACCGUCCGAGCGGCCUCGCGCUGGCUGGAGCAGCAUAUGAUGGAGGAACACCUGCGAGUGGAGGCAGUGGAGCUCCUUGUGGCGAGCCUUUUUUCGGACGAGGCGCCGCUGGCACCCCCGUCCACCGGAAUGGCGGGAUUCCUCCGCUUCUUGCUGCUCCUCGCGGGACACGAUUGGGCGACUGCGCCGCUGCUGGUCGACCCGCAGGGGGAGCUGAGCUCAACGGAUAGGGCGGCUGCUACGGAGGCGUUUUCUCGAUCGAGGGACAGGGACGCCGCAGGCGGAAGCGCCAUGUACGUGGUCGCACCCUACGCCCGCGACCUGGGCUGGGAGUCUUCCUGGACCUCGCCCCGUCCCGAACGGCCUGUGCUCGGCCGACUGGUGGCUCUGGCUAAAGCAUCGGCGGAGUCUCUGGUGGGCUGGCUCUCGGGGGAGGGGACGCUGGGGAACGGGCCCGGUGGCUGGAAAGACGCCUUCAGGAUGGCGACGGCGGAGCAGCAGACGUUUGACGUCAGGUUGGUGCUGAACGCCGCCGUCAUGUCGGACACGGCUCCUACCUCGCUGUGCGGCGGCGAGACCUUCCAGCGCCGUCGAGUCAAGGGCUGCCCCGCCCUACAGACCAAGGCCUACAAAAACCUAAUCGGAGGAGGGGUGAACGCCGGCAAAGGAGGAAAGGGUGGAGACGGGACCCACGGUCCCCUGGUGGUCGGAUUCGAUCCGAUCGGUGACCUCGUGUCGGAGUUACGCCGCCGCUUCGGCCACCUGGCAGUGUUCUUCUCGCCCGGCUCGGCCGGAGCAUCUGGCAUCAUUGGCCUCGUUUGGCGGCCGACCGCUUUCGUCCCUCGGCCCAACAACGUCAACCGCUCGCAGCACAUGAUGGUUGUCGGGGGCGAGGGGGCGCGCGGGGGGGGUGAGGUGGCGACGAUGAGUGUGCUGAACGUUGUGGAGGUGUUGUCGGAGAUGAAAGUUGUCGGGGGGGACAUGAUCGAGGCCGUGCACGUCUCGUGA
Messenger RNA from Ectocarpus siliculosus, 3792 nucleotides. NCBI's taxonomy places the organism in Eukaryota, Phaeophyceae, Ectocarpales, Ectocarpaceae. The record is from the annotation of a GenBank genome assembly.